Salarias fasciatus (jewelled blenny) is the source of this 5551-nucleotide messenger RNA. RefSeq names its product pleckstrin homology domain containing, family H (with MyTH4 domain) member 2 (gene plekhh2). Lineage: Eukaryota; Metazoa; Chordata; Actinopteri; Blenniiformes; Blenniidae. The transcript has 30 exons. Gene Ontology annotation, biological process: negative regulation of actin filament depolymerization. Gene Ontology annotation, molecular function: actin binding. The coding region runs from base 138 to 4595 and encodes 1485 amino acids. Gene Ontology annotation, cellular component: cytoskeleton; cytoplasm. The record is from RefSeq and is a predicted model, not a curated record.
GAAAGUCAGUGAGUUUAGUCCUGAAAUAAGAUUUUCUUCUCUUAAAUAGCCAGAAAUACACAAACACCUGGACUCGAAAUGACGUGAAGUCCCCUCUUUGAGUCUGUUCACAUCAUUUUUGAAAGGGGUCCGGCAUCAUGGCCGAGGGGGAGGAAGCAAUGAGCCAGGAGGACUGGAAGGAGAAGUGCCUGGUUCUGGAGGCGCUGCUCAUGAAGUUCAGAGUGCAGAUCAUCAAGAUCCGAGAGCUCACCGCAGACAAGAUCCAGCAGUUGGAGACCCAGGUCAUCGACGCAGAGAAACGGGCUUUCACUGCUCACCAGCAGGUGCAGUGGAUGGAGGAGAAGCUCAAGGCUCCGGACGGCCUGUGCGCAGACUCGGAGGUGCGCUUGUUUCAGCAGUGCCAGGAGCUGCAGACCUCGGUCCAGGAGAAGGAGGAGGCCAUCGCCCAGCUGGAGCAGCAGCUGGAGGAGCAGAAACAGGUUCGGCUUCAAGAUGCCAAGACGGUGGAGGAGAAAGCCGCUAAGAUCAAAGAAUGGGUCAUGCUGAAAUUAUCAGAGUUUGAGGUGGAGAAUGCAGCUUUAAGAGAAACCAACAAGCAGCAGGAGGCUCAGAUUCUGGAACUACAGAAACAAGUACAAGCCUUCGAGCAGAAGUGCAGCGCUGGGCGAGGAGUUCCGUGCAAACCAGGAGAGGCGCAGCGACUCAGCAGCCUGACCUUUGGCUGUUUCCAGGUGAGGGGGAAAAACCCCCAGGUCCUGACCGGACCGGCUCCGUCCCAGAGGACUGUCAGUACCGAGGGAGAGGCUGAGGCCGGAGACAAACCGGAGAAGAGCAGUCAGGAGACGACCUCCACUGGCACGGACGCUGAAGCGCCCAGAACAAACCAAACUCUGCUCCUGUGUCCUCCACUCGAGCACAACAGCACGGCCGAGACCCCCGGUGAGAACGGACCGGUGUCCCGUGGGGUCUCGUCCGUGCUGUCCAGCGCGGCGUCCGAGGGGGAGGGAGCGGCGUGCGGCCUGGAGUUCAGCCGGCCCGGCAGUGAAACCUACAUGACGGCGUCCGAUGACAGCAGCUCGCUGUUUGACGACGACAUGCAGCGUGCGGAGCAGCCCAGCUUCGGCCUGCUGGAGUCUUCGGACAGAGGAAGAGCGAGGUGUAAGGAAGGCGAGGAGGAGGAGGAGGAGGAGCAGAAAGGAGGCAGGGGGAAGUUAGAGGACAGCACCUCUGAGGAGCUCAACAAGCGCUUCCAGUCCCAGAGCCUGGACUCCUCGUCCUCCUCCAGCGAACCCACCACCCCGAGUCCCAUCCUGACCCCGGCCCUCACUCCCAAAAGACCCAACCCACCCCAGGACCCCAGGGACAACCCCGCCUCGCCCAAGCAGCCCCGGCUGAGGACCCCAGCGGGGCUGAUGGCGAACUCGUCCCUGGCUAAGAAGCACCUGAGUCAGCCGUCGAUCAGCAGCGAGGCGACGCACGGCCAAACACGGAACGCCCUGAGCAUGCUGCGUCCCCUCCGACCCCAGGAGACCGACCUGGACCAGCAGCAGCAGGAGGUCGGCAUGGAGACGGGCCGGGACACGCCUCUCCAUGGCCUUCCCGGCUCACAGUCGUCUCCCAGCAUGCCGUUCCAGCAGGGCUCGUCUGAACCCGGGAUGGAGGUGAACGCUGAGGGGUCGGAGUGGCAAACCUCUGCAGCCAAUAACAAACCCCCAACCCCCCCGCUACACCGGCUCCCCUCCUGGGAGAGUCGUAUCUAUGCCGUGGCUAAAUCCGGGAUCAGACUGUCUGACACCUCGUGCACAGACCCUGCUAGCAAAGAUCCUUCUCUGAAGUCCUCCUAUCCUGCCUUCGUGAUGUACACGUCCCUCGUCUAUAAAAACAUGACCACGCCAGUUUACACUACUCUGAAGGGGAAAGCCACUCUGCUGAGCAGCAGCCCGUUCUCCGACGAGUCGUCCAGCUCCGAGGAGUCGUCCAGUUCGGGCGAGGAGGACGGCUCCGUCUGCAGCUCCCACACCUCGUCCAGCUCCAGGAAGGACAGCAGCCCGGGAAGCCCGCGCUCCCUCAAAAGAGCGGUGUCCGUGGCUUCCAUGACAUCGGAGAGCGACUACGCCAUCCCGCCCGACGCGUACUCCACCGACACCGAGUGCUCAGAGCCGGAGCAGAAACUGCCCAAGACCUGCUGUUCAGCCAGCGACAACGGCAAGAGCGAGCCGAUGGAGAAGUCGGGAUACCUCCUGAAAAUGGUGAAAACCUGGAAGAAAACCUGGAAGAGACGUUGGUUUGUGCUCAAAGACGGCGAGCUGCUCUACUAUAAGUCACCUAGCGACGUAAUCAGGAAACCUCAGGGUCAGAUCGAGGUCAACGCCACCAGCAGCAUCGCACGAGGAGACGGGAAACAAAUACUUCAGGUUGUAACAGGGAAGCGUGUCUACUACCUGAAGGCCGACUCUCCCAACCUGCUGGACGAGUGGCUCCGGGUGCUGCAGAGCGUGCUGAGGCUGAAGGCCGCCAGUCCUCUCUUCACUCAGCCCGAUAUUCGGCCCAGCAUGAAGGGACUGCUAAUCAAGGUGAAGCACGGCUACUCGAAGCGGGUUUGGUGUGCGCUGAUCGGCAAAACACUCUACUACUUCCGCUGCCAGGAGGACAAGUUCCCACUGGGUCAGAUCAAGCUGUGGGAGGCCCGGGUGGAGGAGGUGGACAGGUCCAGGGACUCGGACGAAGACCUGAAGGCGUGUGGGCGGGGCUUGCAAGCUGCGCUUUUCACCAUCGCUGUCCACCCGCUGGAGCAAGGACCCACGUAUCUGCUCAUUGAGUCUCGCCAUGAGAAGGAUUCCUGGUUGUACCAUCUGUCGGUGGCGGCCGGCACCACGGCGGGCAAAGUCGGCACUGAGUUUGAGCAACUGGUGGGAAAACUCUUCCAGCUCGACGGAGAUCCGAGCUCUCAGAUCUGGAGGCAUCCCACGCUGUGCUUCAGUAAAGAGGCUCUGUCGGCUCCUCUCACCACGCUGCCCUCGCAGGCUCUGCAGACCGAGGCUGUCAAACUCUUCAAGACCUGUCAGCUGUUCAUCAACGUGGCCAUCGACGCUCCGGCCAUCGACUACCACGUGUCCCUGGCGCAGAGCGCCCUGCAGGUGUGCCUGACGCACCCCGAGCUGCAGAACGAGCUCUUCUGCCAGCUCGUCAAGCAGACCCGCAGGAGGCAGCCGCACGGCCAGCCGGGACCCCUGCAGGGCUGGCAGUUUCUGGCCCUGUGUGUGGGGCUGUUUCUGCCCCGGCAUCCCUUCCUCUGGCUGCUGCAGGUUCACCUCAAGAGACACGGAGACUCCAGGACGGAGGUGGGCAAGUACGCCAUUUACUGCCAGCGCUCCAUGGAGCGGACGCAGCAGAAGGGCGAGCGGCAGGCCCGGCCGUCGCGCAUGGAGAUCCUGUCCAUCCUGCUGAGGAAUCCCUACCACCACUCCCUGCCUUUCAGCGUCCCCGUGCACUUCCUCAACAACACGUACCAGGUGGUGAGCUUUGACGCGUCCACCACGGUGGAGGAGUUCCAGUGUCGCCUGAACCAGGACACGGGCAUGAGGAAGACGGGGCUGUCCGGUUUCAGCCUGUACACCGACGACCCCACCGGACGGGAGCUGGAGCAUUGCCUGCAAGGAGGAAUCAAGAUCUGUGACAUUAUCUCCAAGUGGGAGCAGGCUUCGAAGGAGCAGCACACCGGCAAGUCGGAAAACACCCGGACCGUCCGCCUCACCUACAAGAACAGGCUGUACUUCUCUCAGCAGGUGAGGGGGGAGUCGGAGCGGGAGAGGCUGCUGCUGGCGUAUCAGACCAAUGAAGCCAUCGUGGCGGGACACUUUCCUGUCAACAAGGAGCUGGCUCUGGAGAUGGCUGCUCUGCUCGCACAGGUGGAGUUUGGAGACUUUGAACGUCCAUUUUCUGCUGGAUCGGCCCAAACCAAAUCUACUCAAACCCUAAAGCAGGUUUUGGAGCGAUUUUACCCCAAACACUACCGCAGGACCACGUCUGAGGAGCAGCUCAGACAGCUGCUGCAGCGCCUCUCGGCCCGGUGGGCCUCGCUCAGGGGCCGAAGUUCGCCCGAAUGUGUCAGGAUCUACCUGACCGUUGCCAGGAAGUGGCCCUUCUUUGGCGCCAAACUGUUUGAAGCGGAAUCCGUCACUGCCUCUCCAGAACCGGGGGCAUGCGUUUGGCUGGCAGUGUAUGAAGAUGGCAUCAGCGUUCUGGAGCACAACUCCAUCAAACUGCUGGCCUCCCACCCUUACAAGAACCUCAUGACGUUUGGAGGCUGCAAGCAGGACUUCAUGCUGGUGGUGGGUCAGGGCAUCGGAGCCAGCGCCGGCAAAGACAAGCCCACCGAAAAGCAUCUGUUUGCGAUGAACGCCUCCAAGAUCAGGGAGAUCACCCUCCUCAUCUCCAGUUACAUCAACAGCGCACACCAGCAGAAGGCCGCCGCCCACCACCUGUCCGCCCCGGCCCUGAUGGUGGCCCAGCCCGUCAGCCUGAAGAGCAAAGAGCUGAGGAGCAAAUCCCCGCCGGCGCCGGGUCGGCCCAGCAAGGCGCCCACGCUGCUGUGACGGCACAGAGACCACCGGCCCCGCAUCAAAACUGUCUCCCUCAUCCAUUUUGGUGUAGUUUAAUAUCAAAGAACGGAUGAGGCUGCAGCUAUUUGCUAAUAUUGCCUUACAGCGCCUUUCCCCUGAGAACACUUGGCGAGAUUUGUGGCGGAGAACGCAAGUUUUCAUCGAGGUAAACGGGGGCCAAGAAACAACCGAGAGACUGUUUUUAAUACGCCGUUCCUUCUUUCUUUAGUGACCCAAAAGAGAAAAGUCAGCACUAUUUAUGACAGACUGAGGUCUGAAAUGACUCUCCAGCUUAAUUUUUAUAUCCCAGUUUAACAAAAAAAAAAAGGCAGAGCCGAGAAGAGCUAAUGACGCUCCGUUUACAAAGUAUUUCGAGAGCAAUCUUACUAUCGGGUUCUGCCUUCCUGUAGGGCAGGAAAUGAAGGAAACCCUUCCAGUGUUAGAUGCAUAAUGAAGAGGAUUAUGAUGAAAGCGGGACGCAAUAGCAGAGAGGGAGACUACAGCUGAGGAAAAACAGCGCGUGUGGUUUGUGCGGCCGUGGAUCAGGUGAGUAACUGGUGCUGCAGGAUUUGAAGAGGAAACCGGCGCACUCUUAGUUACUGAACAGCCUGGAGAGCAGUAAAACUUUAAUCGUGUACAAACACUCGUGGCCUCUCUGCUGGGGACGGUGAUUAGAGUGAGCAAAAGUGUCUGCAGUCUUUGUGUCAGAGAACGUUGAGGGAAGUGUUGGUGUCUGAAGGGGAAUCAGUUGUGGUUGAAGGGAAGUUAAUCGAUAACUAACGUUUCUCUCUCCUCAGAGUUUUUCUCCCUCGCUGCAGUUAAUGCUGCAUCCAAAAUGUAACCAAACCAGACUUUGACACUCAUUGUACAGUAAACUGAGAAACACUCACAGCUGACAAUGUGGUGCUCUGUCUUCUUUAAAAAAAGAAAAAAAAGAACAACUUUUUAUC